GGCGCAGCGCCAUUGGCCGGCGCGUUCUAGGCGUGCCCCACCGCGGACUCGCCGGCUCUGGAGCUGCACGCACCUCCCAGUGACUAGGAAGACCAGUGUUGCACCGCGGGUGCCGAGCGGCUGAGCGGCUGCACAGAGAGGAAGCACGGCGUCCGGGGUGGUCGGACUUCAUCACCUGGCUCGAGUCUGUGGCCUACUCCGCUCCUAGUGCACUCUCUGUCACCCCCGCCAACUUUCUGUCCCUCUCUGGUUCCCUGCUUCUGCUGGCAGCGGAGGAGGUAGACGGUUCUCAGAGGCCCCGGUGUCUCCUGGAGCUGUGGAAAGAGCACAUUCACCACCUUGGCCUUCGACAGAAUGGAUCUGUGGCAUCUUGUGACCUGCCUGAAAGUCUUCCCUUCCCAGAUGUGCUUCCUCAUAGGGGAGGACACCCAGGCUUCCUGCUGAUGCUCCAAACAACAAGACUUCUGCUGCACAACUAGACAAGCUGUCAUUGCAUUCCAGAUUUUUUCUUAUAUCUUUUUUGGCCUCUUUUAAUCACCUGGCUUCUAGUCUCAGUUGUUUUGUUUUGAGGACAUCCAACUGGACUUGCAGCUCUCCUUGCACUUUUCCAGAAUGAUUGACCUGAGCUUCCUGACAGAGGAAGAGCAGGAAGCCAUCAUGAAGGUCCUGCAGCGGGAUGCAGCCCUGAAACAGGCAGAGGAGGAGCGAGUCAGGCAUUUGCAUGAAAAAAUUAAGGAUGACCAGCAGCUGAAGAAUAUGAGUGGCCAGUGGUUUUAUGAAGCCAAAGCCAAAAGGCACCGAGACAGAAUCCAUGGUGCAGACAUCAUCAGAGCAUCCAUGAGGAAGAAGAGGCUCCAGGCAGAGGCUGAGCAGAGUAAGGGUCAAGCCAACAAGGCAAAGGAAAACUGGGUGAACAGUAUUGACAAGGAUGCUCUCCUGUCCCCAGAGCUAGCCAGUGUGGAAGAACAGGAAGAAGUGACCCCAGCAAGCCCAAGGUCCAGCCUGCUCAAUCCAGAUUCCACUGCGACUGGCCUGUCCCAGGAAAACACAAGGAAUUCAGCCAUGUCUCCAAACAAGCAAAGGAAGAAUCCAUUUAAUAGCUGUGAGUUGCCAGGUCACUUACUACAACAAACCAACAAUGAACAGUCAAAAAAUGGAAGGACUGUCUUCUCUCAGACUUCAAGAAAGGGUGAACUGUCAGUGUCAAAAGGAAAGCUGUUGACCCUGGAUAUGUCAAGCCAAAAGUUGGAACAACCAAAGCAGACUUUUCCAGGCUCCAAGAAUGGGCUUCAAAUAAAGACUCCCAUCCCCAAAGCCAGAAAGAUGUUCAAGAAAUCAAAUAACUUUAAGCAAGAUGGUGCCCAACCUUCUUCCAGACAGAGGACAGAUUCCCUGAAUGCCAAGGGGGCUCCCAGGGGAAUUUUGAAGCGCAACUCCAGCUCCAGCAGCACAGACUCAGAGACACUGCGCUGUCAUCAGAACUUCAGUCCCAGGAGUAAGACUCUGUCAUCUGGCUUGACUAUCCAUGAGAGGAUUUCUGAGAAGCAUUCUUUGGAAGACAAUGAUGAUUCCUCAAACUCACUGGAGCCCUUAAAGCAUGUGAGGUUCUCUGCAGUGAGUGAGGAGCUUCCCCAGAGCCCUGAGUCAGCCCACUCCCCAGAUGUGGGAGAGCUGAGUGUCUUGGAGUCAGACAGGCUGAAAAAUGGAAUCAGAGACAUAGGGGACAGGCCUGAGUUUGAGGGUGACCCUCAGACUUCCACAUCCAAAAAACCUUUGUAUUCUCAUCAGCCAGCCUCAAGCCCCAAGGCAUCAAAAAAUGAAGCCUUUCAGCCAAGGACUUCUAGUUCUCUCCCACUCAGUGGGUGCCAUUCUCCCUCAGUUGUCACUACAAGACCACAAUCCACUGAGAAUUCACUCACUGUCAAUGAACACAGAGCUAACUCACCACAAGUAUUAAGGCAUGAAUCAGAUUUACCUCAAAGGCCUGCUGAUGAACUGUCUCAUGCUGAGCCUGAGCCAGCUCAAGUGCCAGACCACAGUUCUAGAGACCAUCAGCAAGGUAAGCACCUACUUCUCAUGGCCCUAAAUGCUCAGACGUCCCCAAGCUUGAGCCCACAUGCCACUGAGAUCAGGAAGACAGCUGAGGAGUCCAUAUCUAAAGUCCUAGACUGGUUUAAUCGAAGUUCUUAUUCACAUGACAAUCAGUCAUCUCUCCAGAAUCUCCAAGGACUAGAGCCCAAGGCAAAAGACUCUGAAUCCCAGCUUGCUAUUGCCUCGGUGGCUAAUGACACCAAUCUAAGAAAAAAAGACUUAGAGAUUCUACCAUCCUCCCAAGGUAAAGGGCCACCUGUGGGAUCUGAGUCACCAUUCCAGCCAGAGACAAAUAUUCUACCUUCUGGAAACAACCAAGAUAAAAAUAGGAAUAUCAGCUCUAAGCCUACUCAUUCAUCCCAACAAGGCAAGGGAAACCCAGGUACGUCCAUUCAGCCAUUCAAGCUCUAUGGUCCCUGUCGAGGGAAUACAAAUAUGGACUAUAGCCGAAGUUCAAACAACACAGGAGGAGGAAGUAAGUUACUUGCCCCAACCAGUAACAAUUCCUGCAGUGUUCUCAAAGGACCUGAUCCAGAAAACCAAACUCCAUGCAGCAUUAAGGAUGCUGCUACCUCAGGUGUAGAAGAGGCCAAUCCCUGUGUUUAUGGAAAAAACAGCAGAAACUCAGAAGGAAAUGUUGAUUCUUCACCAAUUAUCAUAGAUUUUGGUUUGAAAGACAGCAACAAAGCAGAGACAAAGAGCCAAGUUUCUUUGGAACCAGAGAAUUCUGGGUUACCACUGAGAGCUCCCAACAACAGAGCUCAUUGGGAGGAACCUGAUGUCCCUAUGCAGAGAGAAAUUGGUGAUGUUCCUAAGAACCACGUGCAGAGACAGAAAUACCAAAGAGUGAGCGAGAGAAUAUCCUUUUGGGAAGGUGGGGAAACCACCACCAAGCAAGAUCAGAAACAACCACCAUCUCCAUACAGCCAGGGACCAUGCAAUGGGUCACAGAGGCUCCCUGUGGACAGUUUAGCUACUGGCCAAAAUGAAUAUAUUCAAGCCACUGCCAAACAGGUGGUCCUUGAUGAGGAUGGUCAUGAAACUCUUCCUUUCAGUUUUUAUUCUGUAAAUAAAACUAAACAGACCAUGCCCCCAGUAUUAACUCCACUGAGAAAUUCCCCUCCAGCUGAACAAUCAGGUAAAAUGUCUCCAUUUCCCAAUAAGAUAAAUGAAGAAUUACCUAUGAAAACAUUGCCAAUGACAGACAGUUCAGACUCAGAAAGGAACAUUAUUUUGCCAGCACUACAACAUCCUUCAAAUGCUGGGAGUAAAGCACAUGUUUCUUUGGAGAAAAACAGAUACCUGGCUGGUGAAUCAAACCCCAACUUUAAAAUUAUCUCCCUAAAAGAAAGAAUGGAUGAAUCUAAUGCAGAACAGUGCUACAGUCACUCUCAAUUUGAGAACUUGAGAAAGUUCUGGGAGCUAGGACCCCAGAUGAAUGGUAUGAUAAAUGUUGAGAAGAAUUCUAUCAUAACAGGCCAAAAACAUCCUGGGUCUUUUAACAGUCAGACUCACAAAGAAUUCAGCAGCCUUAAAUCAUCAGGGGAAAACACACAUGGAAUAGAGACAGCUUUAAGCCAAAAACAUGUUCCAGUAAGAGAAAAAACAGAGAAAUUAAACCCCCAAAGCACAUCUCAGGGGGUACCAGAGGAACCUACAUUUUUCGUGAGGUCACACAGAAAAGCUACUCACCAGAUGCCAGGAAAUGAGCCAUUGGAGGAAAAUGUGGACAAGACUAUGGAGAGGUUUGUUAUUCCAUUGCUGAAGGAAGAGGAGGAUUACUCACUCCCAGAGAUUCAGGAAUCCAUAGUGAAAACCAUUGUUUCCUCUAAGGACUACAAAGACACUUUGAAUGACACCCUCCAGAAGCUGCUAUCAGAAACUUCAUCACUACCACAAACCCAGCCUUCUAGUGGAAAAGUCCAUGAAAAUCAAGUACUUGGUCCAGGGGUUUCUGAAAACAGGACAGGUUUUGUUGUUACUGAGCAAGAAAGCAAAGAACCCAGGGAAGUUGUUAAUGAGCAUGUAUCAAAAACAGUAGCUCCUCCAAAGGUCAGAACCAACUCUUUGACUGCUAGUCUAGACAAACUCCUAAAGGAGGCAAGUGGACUACAGGCUUUUCCCUUGCAAAUCAAAACAGAACCUGCAGAGGCCUCUCACCCAGUUGCUCCACCAUCCCCUCCUCAUAGAAAAGAUACUUUGGGGGAAGUGGUCAAUUCUAUCCAAGAUAUGCCUCCUAUGGAAGAUGCUCCUCAAGAGGAGGAGGAGAUGUUAUUAUCUCAAAGGGAAAUUUCAGGGACUAUAGAAAAAGUCACUUUUCCACCCAAACUUGUAUCAGAUCAUGUAAAUGCUGUAUUAGAAAAGCUACUUAGAGAAACUUUGUUGAGUAAUUCAAGUAAGGUGGAAGUAGUCCCUGGAGAAGCCAAAGAAUUUCCUGAAGGAAUACAGAUAGUAGAUAACUCUUCAUAUUUUCUAGGAACUACUUCACCACAGGCUAUGAAGAACAUCAUAGUUCCAGACAAAAAGAAUUGCCAUCCCUUCAACAUAGCUCCUGACAAAACUCACAAAGUAGGAUCUGAUUUAGCAGCCCCAAAGUCUCCAUUAGAGCAAACCCAAAGUUUACCCAGUCCCACAGUUUCUCAGUCUGGUGGAGCAUUGCCUCAGAAAGUGAGAGAAAUCAUGAGGGAGAUCAUUACUCAGCCUCAGUCAGAGCUCCUUGAAUUCCGUGCUGGUUUGAAUAGACCACUGGAGGAAACCACUGAUACCCCCUCCUCAAAGUGUGAAUGGGACAGAGGAGCUCUUUCUCCUGUGAAGUUAAUGGGUAGAGCUGAGGUAACCAAACUGAGUACUGUACAGGUCCAUACUGAGGAGAUAAAGGAAACUAUAGAGAAUGCUAAAGUGCCUUCCAUAAGCCAGAGUGCUUUCAAUCUACGUUUUGAGAAACUCCUUAAAGAAGUGUCUGAAACUCCUUAUCCACCCCUGGGGUUUGUGGAGGAAGAACCUCCUCAUAAGGAGCCUUCACAGGUAGAGCAAACCAGGUGCUGGGAGACAGGGACCUGUUCAGGGAACAGGCCAGCCUCAGAAGCUUAUUAUGAAAGGAAUCUUGAGAUCAAUGCUUACUGUCAAGUCAGCCAAUAUGAUGACGGGCUAAGAGGAGGCAAGGCUGUGACUGACUUGUCAGCAGAUUUCAGUUGCUCUGAGAGAGGGCUUGGGGCCUCUGCAGCCCCACAGUCGUGUGUGGCCCAUGAAACAGGGACCAUUGAAGCACUGGGAUUCCCAAAGGACAGAGAAAGUGAGGUCACAGGAGCUCCAGAAGGAGCUUUUCUGUCUAGCAGCAGGAAGUCCUUUGAAGUAGUGAGUGUGUCUGGAGAUAAACAGCCCAGCCCUCUCCUCAUGAGCCAAGGAGACCCCACUAAAGUGAGCAAAGUUGAACUGACUCUGGUGUCACCAUAUGCACGACAAGAGCAAGAAGAAACAGGGCUCUCUGAUUCCAGUUUCUCAGAUGGAAACCUCCAUUCUCAUAACUCAAGUUCAGAAGAAGAACCCAGCCCUGAUUUGAGAACUUUGGAAAGGAAUGCUGCUAGGAAAAUACCUUCCAAAAGUCUAGAAGACAUUUCAUCUGAUUCAUCAAAUCGAGCCAAAGUAGAUAAUCCGCCAGGAGAAUUAGUGCGUAGUGCUGAAGAUGUUUUCACAGUGCCUGCACCAUUGGACGAUCACUUUUCUCACCCUGACAAACUCAAAAGGAUGAGCAAGUCUGUUCCAGCAUUUCUCCAAGAUGAGAGUGAUGACAGAGAAACAGAUACCGCAUCAGAGAGCAGUUACCAGCUCAGCAGACACAAGAAGAGCCCCAGCUCUUUAACCAAUCUUAGCAGCUCCUCUGGCAUGACGUCCUUGUCUUCUGUGAGUGGCAGUGUGAUGAGCCUUUACAGCGGGGAUUUUGGCAAUCUGGAAGUGAAGGGGAGUAUUCAGUUUGCAGUUGACUAUGUGGACUCCCUGAAGGAGCUACAUGUCUUUGUGGCUCAAUGCAAAGACUUAGCAGCAGCAGACACAAAGAAACAGCGUUCAGAUGCAUAUAUUAAGAGCUACCUGUUGCCAGACAAAGGUAAAAUGGGCAAGAAGAAAACAGUCGUUGUGAAGAAAACUUUGAAUCCUGUGUACAACGAGAUUCUUCGGUAUAAAGUUGAAAAGCAGACCUUACAGACUCAGAAGCUGAACCUGUCUGUUUGGCACCGGGAUACGUUUAAGCGCAAUAGUUUCCUGGGAGAAGUGGAACUUGAUUUUGACUCUUGGGACUGGGACAACAAAGAGAACAAACAACUAAAGUGGUACCCUCUGAAACACAAGAUACCACCUGUCACCCUUGAAGCAGAAAAAAGAGGAGAAAUGAAGCUAGCUCUCCAGUAUGUCCCCGAACCAACUCCUGGUAAAACAUCUCCCACCACCGGAGAAGUGCACAUCUGGGUGAAGGAAUGUCUUGAUCUGCCGCCACUGAGGAACAACCAGCUAAACUCCUUUGUGAAAUGCACCAUCCUUCCGGACACAAGUAGGAAAAGUCGGCAGAAGACGAGAGCUGUGGGGAAAACGACCCACCCUGUCUUCAAUCACACCAUGGUGUAUGACGGCUUCAGGCCUGAAGACCUGACUGAGGCCUGUGUGGAGCUGACUGUGUGGGACCACUACAAACUCACCAACCAGUUCCUGGGAGGACUUCGCAUUGGUUUUGGGACAGGCCAAAGCUAUGGGAUGAAGGUGGAGUGGAUGGACUCUACACCAGAGGAAGUCGCCAUCUGGGAGAAGAUGGUGAAUGCUCCCAACACUUGGGUUGAAGUGACAUUACCUCUCAGAAUGCUGAUGGUCGCCAAAAUUUCCAAGUGAACCCCAAGGCCACUGGCUACUCUAUGGGACAUGACUGAGGGGAUGGAGUUCUGUGUGGACAACCUUGGAUGUGGACAGACAUCCUCACCAUCUUUCUGGAGGCAGUAGGGAGGACUGUACAGCUUGGGGCAUCCAUCCACAUGUGCCUCAUAAACUCCAAAGCCCCAAGGGCCAUAAUAAUGAAAUGCAUAGCUUCCUUGCAACCCCAGUCUUUAAAGAAAGUAUUGGGCAAGCUGCAGGAGUUGAGCCCUUUGGCUGCUGUUGCAACGAAAAAGCUGCCAAAUAUAUAUAUAUAUAUUUUUUUUUCCACUGUAGGGCAUUGUUAGCAAGAACACUUUACUGGUUUGUCAGCGUGUCACACUACAGUCUGUCUAUAUGAGCACUCAAUGUCUGAAAUCCUCACAGUCUUCAGAAUUGGACCCUGAGAAAACUAUUGAUAUUUUCUGUCUGUCCUAGCAAA
Messenger RNA from Erinaceus europaeus (western European hedgehog), 7426 nucleotides. RefSeq names its product synaptotagmin like 2 (gene SYTL2). The record is from RefSeq and is a predicted model, not a curated record. Lineage: Eukaryota; Metazoa; Chordata; Mammalia; Eulipotyphla; Erinaceidae. Gene Ontology annotation, molecular function: neurexin family protein binding; small GTPase binding. The coding region runs from base 613 to 6966 and encodes 2117 amino acids. Gene Ontology annotation, biological process: exocytosis; intracellular protein transport. The transcript is spliced from 19 exons. Gene Ontology annotation, cellular component: exocytic vesicle; plasma membrane.